Molecule: messenger RNA, 7442 nt
Organism: Podarcis lilfordi (Lilford's wall lizard)
Lineage: Eukaryota; Metazoa; Chordata; Lepidosauria; Squamata; Lacertidae
Source: the annotation of a GenBank genome assembly
CAUUUCCGCCCCUGCGAUUUCCGACCUUUUUCGGUAGCAGCCGGAAAGGGUAACCCCGCGGCGUGCGCUGGGCGGAGCCUCUUUUUCGUUCGGCCGCCGAGGAGCAGCCAUGGCGGAGCCAAAGGUGCGGCUGAUUCUGAGGGGUUUUCGGUUGGUUUUCUCGGAGGUUAACGGGCAGGGAGGCCGGGCGGGCGGGCGGCGAGCCUCGUGCUGGGCCGCAUCCUGCCUCCUCCUUCCCUGCCGCUGGCUGGUGGGGAUGAGGCCGAGGCGGGCCGGGGGGCCCUGGCGUGGAGGGAAGCGCGGCCUGGCGGGCGAGACGAGGCUGCCGCGUUUGCGUGCGGGGCCGGGGCCAAUCAUGCUGAUGAUGCGCCCGUGUGGAGUGGCUCCCCGUCACCGCGGACUAGCCACUUGGAUGGGGAUACAUAUGGACCGCGUGGUUCCUGCAAGCGGGCCUCGGCCCUCCAUCACCACGUUGCUGUUUUCCUUCUUUAAUCGGAAGCAACAUCUACGGAUGUUUUCAGGUUUAUGUUGAAUGGAGGGAAGAAUUGGGGGUGUUCAACGGCAAAAAAAAUAUAUAAUCAUUUAAAGUUAUUUUUUAAUACUUAAAUGUAAAUCGGAAGGCUAGAUAUGAAAAAGAAAGAAAAAAUGACUAGGUACAGGCCAGUCUUGCUCAUCUGGUGUGAAAGGAGAGGGGCUCCUACAAGCAACGUCUCUCUGCACCAUCACAAUCUCUUUCUCUCUAUUUUAAAUGUGGCAGCACAUAUUUUUCCAGCAGGAGUGCUUCUGUGCAGGAUCCCAAUCAGGAACUUGUAGUCUUCUUCGGGAUACCGUAUUUCAUUAUUCCUCUCUGUUCUAGCUCUCCUUGCUCCACUCUUCCCAUGCUCAAGCCUUUACGCAUCUGAAAUGGUGUAGUGCCGCUGAGCAAGCCAAUAUCUCCAGCUCAGUUCUCAUUUUGCCACCAUUUCUGUUGCUCCUUUCCACCAGUUUGCUAUUAAUAGAGAGUUAUAAUAAAUUUAAAAAUUAACCAGUAGCACCUUAGGGACCAACUAAGUUUGUUCUGGGUAUAAGCUUUCGUGUGCAUGCACACUUCUAAGGUGCUACUGGACAGUUUUUUAAUUUAUUUCAACUGCGUCAGACCAACACGGCUACCUACCUGAAUAUAGAGAGUUAUAGUUUGUUACACAGGUUCUCAGGGUGUAUACAAAGUGGGGCUAACUGUACAGCUAUAUAAGAAGCUGGUGUGGGUGAAAAGGAAGAGCCAAUAAGGUAAAAUCCUAGUGCAGCAGCAGGCGCAAUAUUGCAAGAAUCACAGCUUUCACAGUAAGUUUGGCUAUGCAGAAGAGAACUGGCAUAUAAGGAUGUAGAGGUACUUGGCUGGGAAAUAAGAACCAGACUACUAUGCAGUGUGAUAGGACUUGGUUGCAUUUUGGAAGGAAGUAAGCCAAGCAUAAACCCUGACACUUCCUCUGCUGAUUUGGAAGGGUUGGGAAAACCCCAUGGCUUCACUCAAGAGACCUUUAUAAUUGCUGUAGCAUUAACAUUUACUUGGACUAAUAAAAUAUUUUAUUUGUUUUCUCCCCCCCUCGUUUCCUUUAUCAGCUUACAUGGCCCCCAACUAAAACUCUUUUCUUUCUCCAGGUAUUGGUGAUUGAUGGACGUGGCCACCUGCUGGGUCGUCUGGCUGCCAUUGUGGCUAAGCAAGUGUUGCUGGGUAAGAUUCAGUUUCAGAGGGGAAGAGGCUCAACCUACUGAGUAUUACUGGCAGGCAGAUGAUACAGUUUUCUGUGCUAACCAUUCAGCUCCUUCUGAUAUGCUUUGGAGUAGACUUUGAGGAUGUUUGUUUUUUGAGUCUUGCAACUGUGAUAAAUUCUUUUGCUCUGGGAGUGCUUCAAACUUAGAUUUCUCCAAGGAUUGCAAAGGGAAGGUGGCAUUUCAAAUUAAGAGGCAUAGUUUCUAGUGUAGAGGAUGAUAAACCUUUUUCUCUCUUGAGGGUUACAUUCCCUCAGGGGUAUUUACUGGGGGGUGCAUGCCAAGUAGGAGAAUCAAAUGAAAAGGAACCAGGAUCUGCUGCUACUCCCCAAAUGCUAUUAACCUUGUUACAUGGUAUGUUCUGCACUGUGGCUGUGCUGGCGGGCACUAUGUUGCCAAAGCCUGGGGUAGGGGCUUAACCUAGGUUCUUAUACUUGAGACACAUGUGCUGUUACAUUGAUUUAUGAGGGAAAAUCCAUGUGAUUUCUGAGCUUUCGCUUGGCCAACUUUUGAGCACACAGCUGAGAAGGAGUGGGAUGUGUGCUGUGUACUAGGAUGAUGGACUCAGCUUGCAGUUUUCAAAUCUCAAGCUAGGGGCUAGGAAAUAUGAGAUUACCUUGUCUGUAGAAGGCAGGUAAAGUAUUGAGUUCCUCUUCUGAACUUUAGUGUCCAGCCUGUGCUCUGUGGUGAGGACACAAUCUCAGUUUGCACUCUUCCCCCUCCCCUUCCCAGGGCGCAAAGUGGUAGUCGUGCGAUGCGAAGGGAUCAACAUAUCCGGCAACUUCUACCGUAACAAACGUGAGUACCAUAGCAGAUUUUAAAAUCUGUCUAAAUGUCUGGCUAGGAUUCUUGUUCUACUGUUGUCUCUCAAAGUAUUUGCAUUAUGUUGUGGACAGAAUGUUUCUCCAUGCCUAUAAUAAAGCAAUGUCUCCAUCUGUGACAAGCACAGCCAAUCCUUCAGUCUUUGAGGCUGAACAAUCUUAUCCCCUACAAGGCUGGGAAACCUGUGGUUCUUUAGAUGUUGUUGGACUCCAGUUCUCAUAAUCUCUAACCAUUGGCCAUGUAGGCUGGAGCUGAUGGGAAUUCAAGUCCAGCAGUAUCUUGAACAUUGCAAGUUAACCUCCCCAGGCGUAGAAUAAAAGUGGCAUUAUUACAGAGACCAAGUAGUACUGACUUCACAGGUUUGAAGCAUAAGCGUUAGAUACUUUGAGGCCCAGUGGGUUUUUUUGUUUACUGGGGAAUGUGUAUGCUUCCUCAAAUGGGAGGAUCCUUGAGUCUUCAAGAAGAUGCACUAGAGAGCAAUAGCAUUUAUAUGAAAUGUAGCUGAAGACCUUUUUUUCUUGCAAGUGAUAACGGGAUCAGAGAGAAACCUGGGAAGCUGCCUUACAGCAGGCUCCAGACCAUUGUUUCAUCUAAUUCCAUAUUGUCUGUGGCAGCUCUUCAGUGUUUCAAAUAGGUCUUUCCCUUGAUCCUUUUAAAUGGAGUAAUUCUCUAGUCAUUAUAGCUGUAGAGGCGGUUUGGGUCAGAUGUAGAUCUACCUGAUAAUCUACCACCUCCAUAAUGAGAAUUCCAGAGGACAAAGAGCCAGUUAAUGGUGGACUGCUCAGCUCUUUACCCUCCCCAUGCCAGGUCUAGAGGAAGGAGAUAGCAUUGCCAACUGACCAUCUUUGCAAGUGUCAUGUUUCAUAAAUUCAAAUUCUGGCUUUCCUUCUUGCCCCAAAGACAUAGCAUUGAGCUUAUAACUUUAAUAAUAUCCCACCCUAUUUCCCAAAGAAACCUGGGGUUUGGUGUCGUAUUGUGUUAUAAUUUGUUAGAAGUUGCCCACAGUGGCUGGAGGGACCCAGUCUGGUGGGCGGCAUAUUCAUUAUUAACAUUUAAGAGCAUAUUUCAAACAUUUACGAACAAUUUAAAACCAUCUGCAGAUAUUGAGAACAUCUAAAAACAUUUUUAAUUGUUCUGUUGUCAUUCUUGCCAGCUUCUGUUGGCACAUUUAUGAUAUUGUGUCGUGGACUAGCUAGCCAGUCGUAACUGCCACUGUUGCUCAUUGGUGUGCAAUGGCGUUGGCUUGAGGAACAGGAUGGGUGCGAUGGUGGUCAGUGAUGAUGCUUUUCCACCAUAGUUCGAGUGUCAUGGCCAUGAGAUAACUUUACAUGCACUACCAUCUGAGACCACCACUCGCCUCUCAUGGCAAGUUCUGCUUCUUUGGUAUCCAUUUGAUAUAGAAUAUUUCCUCGUCAGUAUGCCUUGUUCUUGUACAAAUCAUAGAGUCUGUAAGACCUGUGGUCUGUAUGAAGACCUGAAGGCUUUUAUGUUCUGCGGGGCCUGUUCUGACUGCUGUGGUUAUUAACCUGAGGCAGUAUAAACAUAGUUUCUAGACAACAAGAAAUGAGUAGGUGGGUCUUGAAAAGUCUGCAAACUGGCUUGAUAACCAUCACGCUUAGGUAAGUAGUAUACAUAUAACUGCAUAUCUGCCAGUCUCGUGCUCAUGGUAACUUUCUUGCCAGCCUGUUCUAACCGUGCCAUUCUCUCUUCCCAUUCUCCCAGUGAAGUACCUUGCUUUCCUCCGUAAGCGUAUGAACACCAACCCGUCCCGUGGUCCUUACCACUUCCGUGCCCCUAGCCGGAUCUUCUGGAGGACAGUGCGAGGUAGGUGUAUUCUCAACAACUUUUAUCUGACCAAGAAGAUAAAUUGAUGUGUUGGGGCAUGCCCAUCACAUGGUAUAUUCACAAAUCAGUAUUCAGUAGAAACCAACAGUUCUACUAAUUUGUGUUUUACCACUUUUACUAAAACAUGUUAAGACUUUAACAUGAAACCAUUUCUAGUCUGUGUCUCUUUCACAUACUCACUCAUGGGUCUCUUUGGUUCCAUUUCUGUGUUGAAUGCGUGAAUUUUUAUGUCUUUUACACAUGCACUUAGAUACAGGCAAGUCCCAGUUUACAUGGGGGUUAUAUUCCAAGGCACCACACAUUGAAAUGAAUGGGUAUAUUUGAAACACCAUUGAAAAAGCCUGCAAACACUCCCUUUUGUGAUGUUUUGGGGCCCCUUCCAGGUUCGGCGUGUGUGGUCAUGCACAUAUCAGACACACCUAAACUGAUCACUCACUGCCUGUACAUAUUUAAUGUGUGUUUUCUCAAAAUACACAGUUCUCUGUGUAUUUUGAUGUGUUCUGAGCUACAAACUAUACCACAGUAUUCAGAGAAGUGUGAAAUCCAGUGGAUAGCUAUGUUCCAAUGCCCACUCAUGUGUUUAUAUUGCAGUUAGCAAAGAUCAGUUUUUUAAAAGCUACCCUAAUACUGGGUGGUCAGUACUGUAUAUACAUCCCAAAGGGUGUUCAUUUCCAGAAUUUGCCCUAAAAGAGGCAAGUUGUUGGUGAUAAUAAUAAUAAUAAUACAUUUAUUAUAUAUACCCUGGGCAGCUUACAGCAUAUAUAAAACAGAAAAACAUUAAAAACACCCCAAUACAGGGCUGCCUUCUAAAAGUUAUGCAGUUCUUUGUUUCCUUGACAUGUAUAUAACCCACCCUCUAAAUUUCACACUUCUUUUUAGAGGACACAUAUUGCUCUUUAUCCUAUCCUGGGCGUUCUGCUUCUCCUCCAGCCUCUUCACAUCUCCUCUCCCUUUGCAGGAAUGCUCCCACACAAGACCAAACGGGGUCAGGCUGCCUUGGAGAGGCUGAAGGUCUUUGAUGGCAUCCCUCCUCCUUACGAUAAGGUAACUUUCCUUCUGUCUUUGGUGCUUUGCCAUCAUUAUUCCUGAUCCUGUUCUGUCAGUGAUGUUUCUCUUAUACCUACAUUGUUUGACUUGAAGAGUGAGAAAAAAAUUCCAAACGCUGAGGCAGAUUUUGCGCCUCUGGGAGUGCUCACAGUUGCCUUUGUCUUGCAUAUAUUGCUUAAUGGGACAUGUCUUCUCUUACAGCGCAAGAGGAUGGUGGUCCCUGCAGCUCUGAAAGUGGUCCGCCUCAAGCCCACACGCAAGGUAUCUUUUACCAUUAUGUUUUAGUAGACGUCUUACAACUGCAAUGAGGGGCACACAAAGUGGCUUGCCAACAUUUCUGCAUUCCAGUGCCAUAAAGCACUAACUGGGGGAGGGCCUAUAAUGCUCCCCCCCCCACCCCCAAGUUAGACCUGGAGCAAUACACUUUGCAUGCAUAAAACCUCAGGUUCACCCUCCAGCAUCUCCAGUUGAAAAUCUUGUGUAGUUUUGUAGAGAGGUAGCCUGAGGCCUUGGAGAGCAGCAAUACUGGAGCAAAUGGACCGACAAUAAGCUUUAUAUGUUACUUCUGGAAGCCCCCACAAAUAGUAUUUAAGAAUAAAAUUCUGAAGGUAUUGCUUUGGGAGCAUCCUUGGUCUAUUAAUGGGACCCACGGCAGCUUUCUUUCUCCAUGUGAUCAUCUUGAAACCUCAUGUCAUGGUCAAACCUGCCUUGUCCCCUGUGCAACUGGUUUCUUUUGGUGCUUGCUUCAACCUAUCAGAAGCAGCCUUAAUAGACUGUUUCUGGCAAGAUGGCCUUAGCUACUGCUCUCACCAAGUGUCGCCUGCUGCUGUUGGCUGGUCAGUGAUGAUGACACUCCACCAUUAGUUCGAGUCUCAAGACCAUGAGACCACAACUCUUCAUGCACUACCAUCUGAGACCAGCCCCUCAUAGUUGGAGCUUUGUGCUUUGAGUGGGGGCCAAAUGGCCCUUUUGGGUAAGCAGCAAGGCAUAUAUAAAUUAGAACAGUUUGUGAGCAGCAGGAAUUUGGGCUCUUAAGGAGUCACUUGUGGGGUCGUUAAGAUUUUGUUGCAUUCCAACUCCCCAUCGUUCCUGAUCACUUUAGUUGGGGCUGAUGGGAGUUGGAGCAACAACUACUGGAGGGCCAGAGGGGCCAAAUACCUGUUUGUAGUGUGUGCUGUAUUGAAGGCUUGGAUGGAGGGUUUGCCUGGUGGUGAAAGUGCCAGGAAUGGAGCCAAUAGUCCCCCUAGGAAUAUUAUUGAAAGCGGAAUUCUGUGGGCAAUAGCAUGUGGGUUGGGAGAAAGGCCUUCAUGCAGUUGCUGUGUGGGAUUCAGUGAAUAGAGGCAAGAAGGGGUAAGCGAGGAGGUAGCUCCCAACUUUGUGUGUGGGCAGCGACAUAUUGUGCACUGGAACAGCACCCUGCAGUGCUGGAGGCUUGUAAGCUAAUGCGUGUCUUUCCCAACCACAGUUUGCCUAUUUGGGUCGCCUUGCCCAUGAGGUUGGGUGGAAGUACCAAGCCAUCACAGCUACCCUGGAGGAGAAGCGCAAGGCAAAGGCCAAGAUUCAUUACACAAAGAAGAAGCAACUGAAGGUGAGUUGGUCUCAUAAUUAUGGUGGGGAGUGUUCUGGGUUUAGUGGAGAAAGGAAGCCCUUUAAAAAUGGAGGGGAAGCCAGAACCCUUAGAUUAUUAUUCCAGGCAAGAGUGUCUAUUUAUGCCACACCAGCAGGUGAAUAGGCUUCAGAUCGUUGAAGAUAUCCUAAGCUGAACUUAGUCUGUCUUCCAUCUGUAUGUAAAGUUGUGUGUGCAUGUUGUGCUCUCUUAGCAUCAUGAAUUCAUUUUUUCUUUUCUUUUCUUGUAGAAACUCCAAAAGCAGGCAGAGAAAAAUGUGGAGGGCAAGAUUGCAAAAUAUACAGACAUCUUGAAACAUUACGGCAUUCUGGUUUAAAUAAAACUAUUCACAAUAAAUGAUAUAGUUUACAGG